AUGUUUUAUUGUAUUGCUAUGAAAUUAUAUAAAAUAAGUGAGGUACAUUAUAUAAAGAAGAAAAUGGUCUCUGCACCAUCAGCAUCAUUAUCAGCAUCAGUAUCAGCAUUUGUUUCAACACCAUCUGCAUCAGCAUCAGUAUCAGCAUCCUCUGCACCAUCAUCAUCUUUAUCAGCACCAUCUGCAUCAGGAUCUGUUUUAUUUGCACCAGCAUCAUCAGCAUCAUAUACAUAUGCACCAUCUGCAUCAGCCUCAGCCUCUGUACCAUCAGUAUCAUCUGUACCAGCAUCAUCUGUAUCUGCAUCAGUAUCCGCAUCAUCUGCCUCUGCCUCUACCUAUGCACCACCAGCCUCUACCUCUUCACCAUCUGCAUCAGUCUCUGCACCAUCACCAUUAUCAAGAACCAAUAAAUUUAGAAAGCCAGUAUCCAUAAAUAGUUCUGCAUCCACAUCAACUGGCAAUAGUCCAAUGAAGAAAAGACCAUUGGAAUUAGAUAAUGUAAUAAUUUGUGAUAGAGAAUUUUCAAAAAAACUUAAACUCGAAGAUGAAGAGAAAAGAAUCCAAAAAGAAAAAGAAGAAAAAGAAGAAAAUCAAAGAUCAAGAUUAAGUAGCCUCCAAAGACAAAGAGAAAGAGAAAGAUCAGAAAUUGAAGAGAGAAAAAGAUUAGAGAAUCUUCAAAAAGAAUUACAAAAAAGAUUGGAACAAGAAAGAUUGGAAAAGGACCGUUUAGAAAGGGACGAUAAAUGCACCAUUUGUAUGAAUGAAAUAGAGGCCAGCGAACUCGCAUUUAUUGAAUGCGUUCAUAGAUUUUGUUAUGAAUGUAUUUUCGAAUGGUCAAAAUGUUUCCGUACCUGUCCAAACUGCAGAAAACCAUUUAGGGAUGUUAGAUCAAAUUCUUUCUCUUUCAUUAUCCACACGUGCUCGCUAUUUAAAGUCUACAAUGGGGUACGCUUAAGUUUAAAAUCUGAAUCUUUCUUUCUCAACAUCAAAAGGUUUGCAAAGUAUACAUUGGGGUUCUUGUCCAUUCUUUCUUUUUCAUUAUCAAAAUAUUAUAGGUCACAAAACAAAUUUUGGGGUUCUUGCCUAAGCUUUCAUAAAUCAGAGAUCAAGCAUUGGGGUUCUUGUCUAUUCUUUCAAAUUCAUUAUCAACAAAUUUAA
Dictyostelium purpureum is the source of this 1158-nucleotide messenger RNA. RefSeq lists its product as uncharacterized. The transcript is spliced from 5 exons. NCBI's taxonomy places the organism in Eukaryota, Evosea, Eumycetozoa, Dictyosteliales, Dictyosteliaceae. The coding region runs from base 1 to 1158 and encodes 385 amino acids. The record is from RefSeq and is a predicted model, not a curated record.